AUGAAUUCGACCCCAGGAAAUGAAUCCCAAGUCAAACUCUGCACGAACGCCGUAUGUGUUUUCAUUUCAACAGCCAAUACGAUCAUCUGCAUCCUGGGUACCAUCGGGAACGGUUUGGUGAUCUGGAUCACGGGGUUUAAGAUAAAGAAAUCGGUGAACAGAAUUUGGUACCUCAGUCUGGCUGUGUCUGAUCUCCUGCUGUGUGCCACCUUACCCUUAUAUAUCUUCUACUUUAUUAAGAAAGACUGGGUCCUUGGGGAUUUUAUGUGCAAGUUCAGGACCUUCUUCUUGUUGCUCAACAUGUUCAGUAGCAUCUUCCUCCUCGUCAUCAUCAGCGUGGAUCGCUGCCUCGUCGUCAUGUUUCCUGUUUGGGUGAGAAACAAUCGUACUGUAAGAAAAGCCUUGGUAGUGGUGCUUCUAGCUUGGAUUGUUUCGGCAGCACUGAGCGUGUCAUAUUCCAGUUUCCGACAAGUUGGAGUUGGAGAAAAGGGCUUCAAAAUCUGUUUCUACAGUUAUGAUGAGAACCGUACAGCUGUAGUGGUGAGCAAAUUCAUCUUCGGAUUCAUGAUCUUGUUCCUGAUUAUCAUCGUCUGUUACGGCCUCAUCAUGCGAAAGGUGAAGAACGAUCAGAUGGCGAAGAACACCAAACCCUUUAAGAUCAUGACGUUGCUGAUUGCUGUUUUUUUUGUCUGCUGGCUGCCGAUGCACAUCCUGUCUAUGAUGAAAAUAAAAGAAGAGUAUCGUAAAUCCCAAUCGCCGGUCGUCAUCGGACUCAAAUUUGCCACCACCCUCGCCCACGCCAACAGCUUACUGAACCCGAUUCUUUACACGCUCAUGGGAAAGGACAUAAAGAUUGCAUUUUCCACUAUACUAUCCAAGAUGCAAACAGCUAUGGAGGAAGAGGAACAACAGUUACCACGUAACUCAGUGUUACCUCUUAUUUCUUUUGACUGAUUUGGUCAAUGAAUAAGUUCUACAGAAACACCCAUGUGUUGCAUUGUUAUUAUUGCUUUAAAUAUGGUCUCUUUUAUAUCUUCAGUAAACAACAAAGCGUAAAAUUGAUUAUUUAUUGUACAAGCCUUUAUGUUACAAUCCAGAGUGUUUGUACUGACUUAUACCAUUAUGCACAUGAACAUUUAUGCAUCA
This is a messenger RNA of Trichomycterus rosablanca, 1146 nucleotides long. RefSeq names its product chemerin-like receptor 1. The record is from RefSeq and is a predicted model, not a curated record. Gene Ontology annotation, biological process: positive regulation of cytosolic calcium ion concentration; phospholipase C-activating G protein-coupled receptor signaling pathway; complement receptor mediated signaling pathway. The transcript has a single exon. Gene Ontology annotation, molecular function: G protein-coupled receptor activity; complement receptor activity. Bases 1 to 954 code for a protein of 317 amino acids. Gene Ontology annotation, cellular component: plasma membrane. Lineage: Eukaryota; Metazoa; Chordata; Actinopteri; Siluriformes; Trichomycteridae.